Molecule: messenger RNA, 3629 nt
Organism: Polyodon spathula (Mississippi paddlefish)
Lineage: Eukaryota; Metazoa; Chordata; Actinopteri; Acipenseriformes; Polyodontidae
Gene: gabra1
Product: gamma-aminobutyric acid type A receptor subunit alpha1
Exons: 10
Coding region: 756-2126 (456 amino acids)
Biological process (GO): monoatomic ion transmembrane transport; regulation of postsynaptic membrane potential; synaptic transmission, GABAergic
Cellular component (GO): GABA-A receptor complex; synapse; neuron projection
Molecular function (GO): GABA-A receptor activity; transmitter-gated monoatomic ion channel activity involved in regulation of postsynaptic membrane potential; GABA-gated chloride ion channel activity
Source: RefSeq, a predicted model, not a curated record
UCAGUAUCAUUUAGGCAGAUUGUUGGAGUGGUUCGUCACAUCUCGAGUUGUAGGAGAAUGUGGAUUUUAUUGACUUGGGAAGCUCUCAUUGAAAAGAGAUGCCGUUUCUCGCAAUAUGCAUAAGGCAAAUAUUUCCACGAUUGUUAAAUAUUGAUUAAAUAUUGCAUUUUAGUUUCAGAGGAAGCUCAUGCUGCUAAAUAUAUGUAUUUUAUAAAUGUAGAACAGUGAUAUUUAUUUUCGGUUGCAAAACAUCAAAGCUCAGACUAGUGCAGAAAAAAAAGAAGAGACCCGGUUGAAAAUGUAAGAGGAUUUGAUUUUGCAGCCAGUGAAAAGAGAUUAUGCCGACAGCAGUGGAAGUUAAAUUGUGCUGCAUAUAAAAAAUGGGCGGAUUGGUCUUUAGAUGAGAGAUUGGUACCACCUUCUAUUCUAAAAUAAAAUCUCCUUGGCAUGAAGUCACAGCCUAUUUCACAUCCGGUUUAUCCAGGGACGUAUUUCUAUUGUCUAGGUAAAGAAACAGCUUUAUUUAGCUGCAAUCUCAGUAUUUCGAGUAGAUUUUGCGUUUAGAUUACCAAUUUACAGGAACCGGGAAGAGUUUAACUCCCCAGACCGAGGAAUAGUGAGCUCGACCUGCGCAAACUGAGCAUCAUCAAUCGCUGCUCGAGCCUUCAGCUACAAUCCAGCAGAUCUGAGAUCUAUGAGGAUUUUUCUCAUCGAAACCGUGUAGAAAGUUUAAAUUUCAGUUAGCAGUCCAUACCAUGAGGAGAACUGCAAUGUUCAGUCACAGCACAUGGGCCUGUCUGCUGUUAUUACAUGUGCUCUCUGGAAAAAGUCAUGGACAGACACCCAAUCUUGAAGAGGUAAAGGACAACACCACAGUGUUUACAAGGAUCCUGGAUAGUCUUUUGGAUGGAUAUGACAACCGUCUGAGACCAGGGCUUGGAGAGCGCAUAACUGAAGUGAAGACUGACAUCUUUGUCACAAGUAUUGGUCCUGUCUCAGACCAUGACAUGGAAUAUACAAUUGAUGUCUUCUUUCGCCAAAGCUGGAGAGAUGAGAGAUUAAAAUUCAAGGGUCCGAUGACAGUUCUCCGUUUAAACAACCUUAUGGCCAGCAAAAUCUGGACGCCAGAUACAUUCUUCCACAACGGGAAAAAAUCUGUGGCUCAUAACAUGACAAUGCCCAAUAAGCUGCUACGUAUCACAGAGGACGGAACUCUUCUUUACACAAUGCGAUUGACUGUGAGGGCAGAAUGCCCGAUGCAUUUGGAAGACUUCCCUAUGGAUGCUCAUGCCUGUCCUUUGAAGUUUGGCAGCUAUGCCUACACUCGUGCAGAGGUUGUAUACAUAUGGACACGAGGUGCAGCACAGUCAGUAGUUGUAGCUGACGAUGGUUCACGACUUAACCAGUAUGAUUUGCUGGGGCAAACUGUCGACUCUGGGAUUGUCCAGUCCAGCACAGGAGAAUAUGUUGUCAUGACUACACACUUUCAUUUAAAGAGGAAGAUUGGUUACUUCGUCAUUCAGACCUAUUUACCCUGUAUAAUGACAGUGAUUCUAUCCCAAGUCUCAUUUUGGCUCAACAGAGAAUCUGUUCCUGCAAGAACUGUAUUUGGAGUAACCACCGUGCUGACCAUGACCACACUGAGUAUCAGCGCCAGGAACUCUCUUCCCAAGGUGGCUUAUGCCACAGCCAUGGACUGGUUCAUUGCAGUCUGCUAUGCGUUUGUGUUCUCUGCUCUAAUUGAGUUUGCUACAGUGAAUUAUUUCACAAAGAGAGGCUACGCCUGGGAUGGGAAAAGCGUUGUGCCUGAAAAGCCAAAGAAGAAAAAAGAAUCUCUCAUCAAGAAAAACAACACGUACACAGCAAGUGCAUCAAACUAUGCUCCAAACAUUGCCAGAGACCCUGGUUUGGCAACCAUUGCAAAAAGUGCUGCUACCACUGACUCUAAAGAAGGAGAACCAAAACCCAAGCCUCCAGAAGCCAAGAAAACCUUUAACAGUGUGAGCAAAAUUGACCGGAUGUCCAGAAUAUGCUUCCCUCUGCUCUUUGGAACCUUUAAUUUAGUCUACUGGGCAACCUAUUUAAAUAGGGAGCCAGCAAUCAAAGGGUUAUUUCAACCCCACUAAUUUCAUUGUUUUUUUUUUUUUGUUUUAUUGUUUUUUAAAUGUUCAUUUGGAGCAAAGGUGUGUAAACUUUUCUGAGAUGGUCUAGUUCCCAAUUACUGCAUUGCUUCUAUGUUAUACACAAAUUUAAGAUUUUACCUCCAAAUUUAAAAAGGCGAGAGUCUAAUCCUAGGUUCUUGGCAAUGUGGUUAAAAUUAAAUGGGACUUUUUAGGAUCGUUGUGCUACUACUAAUUAUGCUACAAUAAUAUAUACGCAAGAGAAUGCUAAUCUACAUAUGCACAUAGCCUAACAAUUUUUUUUGUUUUGUUAUGUAUUUAUUUAUUUAUUUAUUGCAUUAGACCAUUAACUCUUAAAUACAUUCAUGUACAAAUUGUUACGUAACAGAUAUAUUUGCAUGGACUGUUUUUUGUUUUUUUUUCCUGUUUUGGUUUGGAUCACUAAAUGCUAACUUAAAAAUAAGUCAGAUACUCUACCAUUACAUUUUACAGGUGGUUUCAGUUUUCUUUACUUGUAAUACAUAAUCAGGAUAGGGUUUCUGCAAUAGCAAUAAAUACAUGAUGUCUCAGCAGAUACAUUUGAUUUCCAUACAUGGUUAUUUUACAAAACUUUGAUUAUAGAAUACUUAAUAAAGCAUAAUGUUUAUUUGUAUUUUAUUGUAAAUAGUAUCCAGUGUUACAGAUGUUAAUAUUAAGUUUAAGCUUUGCAAACACUGUAAUUAAGAAGAAUAACUUAACCCAAGAAAGAAGAUGAUGUCAUUAUUAUUUUAUAUUGAAGUACUGUGUAUGAAAUGUGACAUUGAAGGUCAGACAGUUAUGUAAAGAGGGAGUAUUUAUUGGUUCACUUCCAAGCGGCUGUUAGUGUUCCUCUAAAUGCUAGCUUAUAAAAGUUACCAAUGAUGAUUUAAAAAAAAAAAAAAAAAAAACAUAUACAGUAUAUAUAUAUAUAUUGAAAAUGGUGGAAUGGUGAGUAAGAAUGUAAAUGUAAUAUUUAAUGUCGGAAUGCAUUUUAUAUUUAGAAUUAAAUCACUGUUAUUCUUUACAUUUGGUUCCACUUUCUAUGAGACCUUCCAAAAAGCUAAAGCGACCCUACACAUUUCGCCAAUGAAGUGCUGUUAAUUAUUGCAUAGGCCUAUCACAACACACUGUUCCAGUGAUUGAAGAGCAGUGCCUUUUCACAUUUCGAGGGUACUAAGGAAUUGAUGCACCAUUUAAGGCAAGACUUCCAGAUUCACUUCCAUUUGAUAGUUUACCCUUGCCUCCCACUCUUUGGUCCUGUCAUAUAGCAUACAAGCUACACUGCCUUCAAUUUGCGAUGCCAUUGUAUGUCUAAAGCAUGUCGCACAGGACUAAAAAUCUGGUGUCCUCAGAGUUGGUCAAAAGCAGAGGACAUCCAGUAACCUCCCAGACCUGGAUUAGUUUUCAUCAAUAAAAAUCUGUAAUUUCAAAAUGAAAUGUGAUGCUGAGGCCAGAGUAGGCACUGAAACAGGGUGUAAAUAAUUAAUUUCA